UAUUGCAACUGAACUAAUAGCACACACUUGGAGAGGGGCUGGGAAGGCGACCAAGCUUCAGCGUCAGCAAACCUCUCCUUCACUCAAAACAUUUACUUUUUGUAGUUAUUAUACCCCAAAAGAGCUGUCAGCGCGUACUUGCGUAUUUACUGGGGAAUAACUUAAGUGUGUGGAUCCAAAGGUGGAGUUGAAUUUCGGGUAGCCUGGAGCCGCGUUCAAAGACGGAGACAUGGCAACGACAACCUGUACACGUUUUACUGACGAGUAUCAGCUAUACGAGGAACUCGGAAAGGGAGCGUUUUCUGUGGUGCGCCGCUGUGUGAAGCUGUGCACAGGGCAGGAGUAUGCAGCCAAGAUUAUUAACACCAAGAAGCUCUCAGCCAGAGAUCACCAGAAGUUGGAACGUGAAGCUCGAAUUUGUCGUCUGCUGAAGCACCCCAAUAUUGUUCGACUUCAUGACAGCAUAUCUGAAGAAGGAUUUCACUACCUCUUGUUUGACUUGGUUACUGGCGGAGAACUGUUCGAAGACAUCGUCGCCCGAGAGUAUUACAGUGAAGCUGACGCCAGUCAUUGCAUCCAGCAGAUCCUGGAGGCGGUGCUUCACUGCCACCAGAUGGGCGUGGUGCACCGAGAUCUCAAGCCUGAGAAUUUGCUCCUGGCCAGUAAAUGUAAGAAUGCUGCAGUGAAGCUAGCGGACUUCGGAUUGGCCAUCGAGGUACAAGGAGACCAGCAGGCCUGGUUUGGGUUUGCGGGGACGCCGGGCUACCUGUCCCCUGAGGUGUUGCGGAAGGAGGCCUAUGGCAAGCCAGUCGACAUUUGGGCCUGUGGUGUGAUCCUGUACAUCCUGCUGGUGGGCUACCCUCCAUUCUGGGAUGAGGACCAGCACAAGCUCUACCAGCAGAUCAAAGCCGGAGCCUACGACUUCCCGUCCCCUGAGUGGGACACGGUCACCCCUGAGGCUAAGAACCUCAUCAACCAGAUGCUGACCAUCAACCCAACCAAGAGGAUCACCGCUGACCAGGCGCUCAAGCACCCAUGGGUCUGCCAACGCUCCACAGUGGCCUCUAUGAUGCACAGACAGGAGACCGUAGAGUGCCUGAAGAAGUUCAACGCCCGCAGGAAACUCAAGGGAGCCAUUCUCACCACCAUGUUGGUCUCACGAAACUUUUCUGUGGGUCGACAGUCAACAUCUCCUGCCUCAGUGAGCAUGGUAGCUGCAGCAGCAGCAUCCGGCACCACUGCUGGUCUGGUGGAACAAGCAGCCAAGAGCCUCCUCAACAAGAAGGCAGAUGUCAAGAAAAGGAAGUCCAGCUCCACGGUUCAGUACAUGCCCCAAUCAAACAGCCUGAAAAACAGCAUUGUCACCAGCCCCAAAGGAAACGUCCCCUCACCCACUCUGGAGCCUCAGACCACUGUUAUCCAUAACCCAGUCGAUGGGACCAAGGAGUCGUCAGACAGCAGCAACACCACUGUUGAAGAUGAGGACGUAAAAGCAGGCACCAGGUCUUUAGACAGCAACUCCAGCCACUCCACUGCUGCCCCUGUCAUCUUCUCCUCCAAACUGUCCGACAUCUUGGGCCAGGCGCGCAGGGCCUCGGUCCCCGCUGAGAGAGAGAGAGGCGGGGGCCACUCUGCUCCCUCACCCCCCCACACACCGGCCAUGCAGACGCGUCUCACAGACCUUGUGAGCAAUGUGUGGGGUGCCCCCGCGGCCUCAGCCCCAGGCCCCCAGGUUGCCAAGGAGACCCCCCGUGCCGCACCCCCUUCUUCUGGCCCCCACGCCCCCCCUCCUCCCUCCUCACACUCCUCUUCCUCUGCAUCCUCUUCCAUGACUGUACAGUCACGCAAGCAGGAGAUCAUCAAGCUCACCGAGCAGCUGAUCGAGGCGGUCAACAAUGGAGACUUUGAGGCCUAUGCGAAGAUCUGUGACCCUGGGCUGACGUCCUUUGAGCCGGAGGCACUGGGGAACCUGGUGGAGGGCAUGGACUUCCACAGAUUCUACUUUGAGAACCUGCUGGCCAAGAACAGCAAGCCCAUCCACACCACCAUCCUGAACCCGCACGUGCACCUGAUCGGGGAGGACGCGGCGUGCAUCGCCUACAUCCGCCUGACGCAGUACGUGGACGGCCAGGGCCGGCCCCGCAGCAGCCAAUCAGAGGAGACCCGGGUGUGGCACCGCCGCGAGGCCAAGUGGCAGAACGUCCACUUCCACUGCUCCGGGGCGCCCGCCGCACCUCUGCAGUGAUGAGCAGGGGCUGCAGUGGGUGUGUCUGACUGGCGUGCCAUGGAGGGCGGGGGACAUUUGAAGAGUAGGAAGAGAGAGAGAGGGAAGGAGAGAAGGAGAAAGAGAGAGAGAGAGAGACCGAGGAGACGGACUGAGAUGGGACAGUGGAGAACGAGUGCAAGGCUGGGGAGCCCCCUCCCUGCAGUCCAUGGGAUAUCCCUUCCAGCCCUCCAGCUCUGCACCAACCCUGUCCAGGCACUGCAUGCACACCGCACCGUUGCCCUUGGUCGCCCCCUGGUGUUGUGGGGGGUCUCACUGCAGUGGCCGCCGCCAGCUGGAAGCAACACCUGCAGCACGACUGGCCACCAUUUUUUGCCAUAUGAACUCUCCUUUGAAGCUCAACACGGCUGCAUCCCCCCCUCCCGACACUCCUGCCUUGAGUAAGCCAAGACACCCACCACCCUUACACUCCACCUCCCCACCACUACCCCAACCCCAACCCCAGCACACUCCGCCUUGGUCGGAUCAAUAUCACUGCUCAAUAUCCCCCCCUCCUCUCCUCUCCAACUAGGAUCCACCGCACACAUAUCAGUCCAAGACUCAUAGCCCCCGUGUGUUCUGCGUUCCGAUGUUAGAACCAUAUCUGCACCGGACAAAAAGUGCUUCAUCCUCUGACUAGGGUGGGUCAAACUAUUUAAAUCUUUGAAUGAAAGUCCAUAUCAUUAAUGUUAUUAUUAGAAUAAAAUAUUGCUAUAAUGAUUAUUGUUAUUAUUACUAUUAUUAUUACUUAAUUCAUUAUCAUUGUUGGUAAUGAUGUUGCUCUGUUGAGGUUGUAUAUUAAAUAGUAAUAUUCUUGAUGCAAGUGGUAAAUUUCUUUUAUUGGAAAACAAACUUUUGUUUCUGUUUGUAUUUUUAAAAAAUGCAUGAGUUUUUUUCAGUAUUAUUCUCAGUGGCUGUUUUUAUGUGCUUGAGUAACAGAAAAAUGUUCUUAGAAUUUUACAACUCAGUGUAAAUCAUUUAACUACUGAUCAGGGGUGCAUUUCUCGAAAGCAAAGUUGUUAACCAUUUAGCAGCUUGGGUAGUUACCAAUGGGCAAUUGCAUUGCAAACGACAAAGUAGCUAACAUAGUUAGCAACUAUGGUUUCAAGAUAAUGGAAAUGCACCCCAGAGCUCAUGAUUAGAGGAAGCAAUGAAUCAUGGGAAAUGCCUUCAAACAGGAAGUAGAUUGGACGGAGGGAGGGAGGGAGGGAGAGAGAGGGGCUGGGAGAUCUUAUAUUAGGGUUCCGCUGUUUGCUCACCCCCAAACCCUGUCUUGCCAUCUUUGUGUCCUUGUUUGACUGAAAGUAGAUGUUAUCGUUUCAUGUUGCAGCUUUCUAAAAAAUAAAUAAACGUGUCACUUUUACCGGUAUAGUUAUCAUAGGUUGACCUUCGCCAUGACAGCAGCAGCCAUUAAAAAUUGAAUUACUGUAGACAUACAGUACAUGGCUGUAGCUGAGUAAGACCUUUUUUCUAAACAUGUUGGUUUUGAAAUCUCUGCACCUCUACUUUAAACGUCCUUCUUUACUUUCAUGUAAAACUGAGACUUAACAGGUGGUGUUUUGUUUGAAAUGGUGGAGCAAAGAAGAAAGUACGCUUGGCUAAAUGCAAUUUCUAAAUUACACUUACAGCUGGAGCCACACUUAUAGAAGGAAUUUAAGUUUGAGUAGGUUUUUUUUAGUGUUUAGUAUUUCAAUGAAUUAAUUUUGGGGUAUUUUUGUAUAGAGAUAUUUGAAAGCUUUUACGGAAUAGCGGAUACUGUAGGCGGUAAGGUUGAGGCUGUGAAUUGUUACCUUACAGACACCCAUAGGACAGACAGCAGAGAGGAAUUCAGUGGCUUAGCUCAGUUCCAGCCUGUGUUGCUGCAGCAAUAAGAGAGGGGAACUGAGGAGGUCAUCCUGGUGAAGUCAGAAACAGCGGAGAGAUUAAACAGCUUGUGAAAGGAAGUGACACGGCCAGGUCGAAGUGUCCUGCUUGCAGAGGAAAUUGUUGCCCUUUUCAAAAUGAGCUGUGGUAACUAGCUUCCACCCAGUUACACCAUGCGCUCUGUAAGCAGUCGAGUUUACUUCCCUCAGUCAAAGGGUAUGCGUUCAGCAUAGUGUGAUUUUGGUCCUCCAUCGCGUGGCCUAAACAUUUGCAGGAAGUGUCAGAAAGAGGGAAUAAACUUAUUUUGGAAAGGGCAACAGUCUUCUGCAGGUCCUUUCUCUGGCACUUUUUGACUGAUGCCACCUGACGGGCUUCAUGUUCUUGUUUGCUCAAUCUUAUGCAAGCCUUUCUUGCACUGUAUAUGAUCACGAUAUUGAGGCAGACAUUUAUGAAGUGUGUGUAGUUGUAUGUAUGAGCCCCACCAUAGUAUUUUGUGGGUGCUGCUGCAAUUGUCAAACUGAAAAAAGCAAUGGAGAAGGUUCUCAAAAUCAGAAAAAUAGGAUUUUUUUAUUUGUAAGAGGUGCUUCAUUCAGACGGUAUUACUGCCAGCUUUAGUGCUGAAAGAUCACUAGUAGGAUAAGUUGUUUACUUAUAAAGAAAUGUAUGGAAGAAUCAAAGAAUAUCAGAGAAUAUAUCAGAAUAUUUAUUUGUCGGAGUUGAUUUAUUGUUAUCGUAGAGGGAUAAACCCAGACAAGCAAACUAACAUUGUUGACAUCUGUUUGCAUGUAAAAGUGUGUGUGUGUGUGCGUGCGUG
Engraulis encrasicolus (European anchovy) is the source of this 4940-nucleotide messenger RNA. RefSeq names its product calcium/calmodulin-dependent protein kinase type II subunit beta (gene camk2b2). The record is from RefSeq and is a predicted model, not a curated record. The transcript has 25 exons. The coding region runs from base 230 to 2245 and encodes 671 amino acids. Gene Ontology annotation, biological process: protein phosphorylation. Gene Ontology annotation, molecular function: ATP binding; calmodulin binding; calcium/calmodulin-dependent protein kinase activity. Lineage: Eukaryota; Metazoa; Chordata; Actinopteri; Clupeiformes; Engraulidae.